GAAUUUAAUUUAUCAUUUACCUGUUCAUUGUGUUUUGCGUUCAACCCGAAUCUGGAUUUUGUGCCUGUUUUCACUUUCCUUUCAUUGUUUACUCGCCAAAGAUGGUUGAUUUAAGGACGGAAAGUUCGGUGAUCAGAGAGUUUCUGGCUGAAUUUUUGGGAACCUUCAUUUUAACUACAUUAGGUUGCUGUGUGAAUGCGGCUUCUGCUGUUUCUAAACAUGGAGCUAUCAGUGGUAUGACUGGCCCAUGGGGAUGGGGAUUGGCCCUUACAGCAUCAAUCUAUGUUUCUGGUGGAGUUUCAGGAGGUCAUGUUAAUCCAGCAGUUACAUUAGGUAUGGCCGCAAUCGGUAAAUUAUCAUGGCUAAAGGUUCCUCAUUAUUUUGCGGCUCAAUAUAUUGGAGCUUUUUUCGGUGCAAUGGCUACUUAUUUUGUCUACAUCGAAGCAAUUACAUCUAACUUUGGUGUCGACUUACAAACUGAGGGUGCAAAUGCAACAGCAAGUAUCUUUGGUACUUUCCCUCAAUCAGAAGUCUCUGUAGGAACAUGUUUCCUGGAUCAGGUCAUCUGCGUUUCUCUAUUUCUUUUAAUCAUCCAAGCAAUUACCGAUGAAAGAAAUAUGGGUUGUCCUAAAGGUUUAAUUCCAAUUGCAAUUGGUAUCGCUGACUUGUCUCUAAUGAUUUUUGCCUUUGGAUUCAACUGUGGAGCUCCAAUCAAUCCAGCACGAGACUUUGGUCCGAGACUCUUUUCCUCACUGGUCGGCUAUGGAGGUGAAGUUUUUUCCCUUCGUGGUUACAAUUACUUUUGGCUUCCACUGGUUGCUCCUCAUAUUGGAGGAAUCAUCGGAUCCUGGAUUUAUGUAAUCUGUAUCAGCCUUCAUUGGCCGGCUCAAAAUUUUGAUGUUGAAAGUGAGGAGCAAAGUGAAAAGUUCAUUAACCGAUCCCAAUAACAAUCAUUAACACAAGAACUUAUGUAGAGAUGAAUACCGUUAAAUGAGCUGAUUACUCGUGAUUAAAUUUACAAAAGCCUUGGUACAAUGGUACAAAUUUUAUAAGCAAAACCCUUCUACAUUGGGAAACAUUCAUCAACACCAUGUAAUAUUGAAACAAAAGCUACAAAUGUUUAUUAAAAUGCUUUCAAACUUGGAA
Tetranychus urticae (two-spotted spider mite) is the source of this 1146-nucleotide messenger RNA. Its product is annotated as aquaporin-9. The record is from RefSeq and is a predicted model, not a curated record. Gene Ontology annotation, biological process: glycerol transmembrane transport; water transport. Gene Ontology annotation, molecular function: water channel activity; glycerol channel activity. Gene Ontology annotation, cellular component: basolateral plasma membrane; plasma membrane. Lineage: Eukaryota; Metazoa; Arthropoda; Arachnida; Trombidiformes; Tetranychidae.